Molecule: messenger RNA, 5106 nt
Organism: Cherax quadricarinatus
Lineage: Eukaryota; Metazoa; Arthropoda; Malacostraca; Decapoda; Parastacidae
Source: RefSeq, a predicted model, not a curated record
GCUGAUUUUCUUGGUUCCGGUACGGUAAAUGGAUCCUUCUGCUAUCUGGUGACCUCCAGUGACAUGGUGAUCUUCAGUGUGACCUGGUGACCUCCAGUGUGACCUACUGACCUCUAUGGUGAUCUGAUAUUUACUAUGCCAUUGUGACCACUAGUGUGAUCUGGAGACUUCUUCCGCGACUUAGCGAUCACUUCUGGAACGAAGAUGUGGAGGCUUGCAGCCAUGAUCAUCUUGGCAUCACUCGUAGUCAGCGUGGAGAUUAAAAGAAUACCAGUGGUGGCAGUGACGGGGGUGGUUGGAGGGUCGGCGGCACUGCCCUGUGAAGUGGCACACCCUCAAGAUGAUGCCAUCUUCCUCCUGUUGUGGUUCAGAGAACCUCUCACCACACCUAUUUACAGGUUGGAUGAGAGGUCUGACCAGGAGACCCACUGGUCUGAUGAGGAGACGGUGGGGUCUAGGGUCGCCCUGGAAGUGAGCGAAAUGUCUGCAGUGUUAAGGAUCACCUCACUCCUGCCAGGGGACGGGGCUCUUUACACCUGCAGGGUAGACUUCAGACUCCAGCCUACCAGGACUACCAGAGUCAACCUCACUGUUGUUGUGCCGCCAGCUGGAGUCACAGUCCUGGAAGAAGCACCAGCAGGUUUCCAAUACGACCCCAGCAGCGCCUCCGCCAGCAGUAUACUGGGACCUUACCAGGAAGGCGACACUGUAAGACUUACUUGUGUCUCCCAAGGAGGUAAACCUCGACCCUCUGUGUUGUGGUAUGAGGGUGCUCGUCUCCUGGAUGCCAUCAUGGAAUCUGAAUCUGCUGGAAAUUUCGAGAGAGUUUCCCAUGGGAUGAGUCAACCAGCCUCAUCCCCGAAACCAUUAAUGAUGCCUUCGAUGCUCUUGGGAGGACAACAUCCUCACGAACUGCUUCCGUUACGGCCCCUGCCCCUUGCUGCGCUGCCAAAUUUAAGAGGAAAGCCCAUAUUUCUUACCCAUGGAAGAGAGUCUGUCAGCAGUCUGGACCACUCAGCAUCGAUGCAAGGACAAAGAAGACCACGCGGCAAGCUUAUACAGGGACCUCAAAGACCUAUGUCGGAAAUCAGAAGACAGUCUUAUGGGACUCAUAAUCUGGGUUCUUCGAUGUCUCCUUCGGCUUCUGUAGGUGAUGCCUUCAAUACCGUCACUUUGGGACCACCGGUCUUUGGAGGGAACCCGUUCAAUACCCUCAUACUGGGGCCCCUCAACCGCAGUCACCUCCUCCUCGAACUGACUUGCGAAGCUUCCAACACGAACCUGACUAAGCCAGUUACAGCAGUCGUCACCCUAGACAUGAACCUACCGCCAGUAAGUGUCCAGAUACGACGACCUGGUGACCAGCCGCUGAGGGAGAGCGAAACGUAUGAGGUAACCUGUGUGGUCGUCGGUGCACGACCCCCGCCAACCAUCACCUGGUGGAGCGGCUACCAACGACUCAUCCAGGUUCCCGACGCGAGCUCGGGAGUAGAGAAUAUUAGCACCAGCAGUGUUGUCUUCACGCCUCGACCUCAAGACCAUGGCUCCGUUCUUCGCUGUGUUGCUGAGACGCGCACACCACCAACCAUCUUAGAAGACGCCUGGCCCCUAGUUGUUCACUAUCGACCUAAGGCCACCUGCAGCUUCGGAGCGUCUCUCGACUCAAACAACAUCAAGGAAGGAGAUGAUGUAUACUUCGAGUGUUUCAUUGAGGCUAACCCCAGGAGCACCCGUGUCUCCUGGAGUCAUGAUGAGGUGAGGCUGGUCCAUAACGUUACAGCGGGCGUGAUCGUCAGCAACCAGAGCCUGGUGUUACAGCGGGUGGACAGGACGCAGACGGGGAGCUACGCAUGUCACGCUCACAACACCGUGGGUGACGCAACAUCCAACACUCUCACUCUUGAUGUUAAAUACGCACCUAUGUGCAGGGCUGGUCAGCCCAGCACCUACGUGGUCAGCCGCUACCAGGACGCAGAAGUAAGAUGUACAGUGGACGCCAACCCAGCACAUGAGUCGUUCCAGUGGAGGUUCAACAACACGGCUGACACCAUCGACGUCCCCCACGGCAGGUUCACUUCGUCAGGUGAACACAGCAUCAUCACCUACACGCCCAUGACCUCCCUGGACUACGGCACGCUUCUCUGCUGGGCCACCAAUCAGAUUGGUACCCAGAGGAACCCUUGUGUUUUCCAUAUUCUUCCUGCUGGUAAGCCAGAGUCCCCAACUAACUGCACUGCCUGGGGAGGAGGGAAGACCUGGGUGAGGCUGAAAUGUGUAGCAGGAGUAAGCGGAGGCCUGAACCAGCACUUCCUGCUGUGGGCCAGCCUUCUGGACGGUCCACAGCACCACCACAUCAACCUCACCACAGCCACAGCUCAAGACUUCUCUCUCCCGAGCUUUCUGGUGGAAGGACUGAGGGAAGCGGGGAAGUACCAGGUGGUGAUCACAGCUGUCAACGACAGGGGCUUACGGAGCGAAACACGUUUCACCAUCUCCAGCCUGGGCACCAAUGGUUCAGUCUACCAGCUUCAUGACGGUCCUUUGGAAGCGGAAGUCCGCGACGGAGGACAAACGGUAAUCGGCGCGGGAGACGCUGCCGAAGGAACCGAGGACUUCGAGUCUGAAAGCAAAUCAUUCUUGGAGAUGCUGACUCGAAGUCCAUCCACUGCGCUACUCCUCCUCGUCUUGGGCUGCGGAUUUCUCCUCCUGAUGGCCAUCCUCCUGCUGCUCCUGCUGGGGAUUAUGACCUACAGGAGGAGGAGGAGGAGAUCGUCAGACUCCGACCCAGCCCCACUGGAUGACAGCCACGACGAUACGUUGGAAGGGUCGUGUGGAACCAGAGAGUCAUCGGUGUGUGUUGUCGUUCCGACUUCGCUAGUGACGAAAGAACACGAUACUAAAUGCACUGAAAGGGCUUUGCAGGUAAAGACUGAGAACGAUGUGGAGCCCGAUGUUAUACCUCUGAGGGAGUCUUGUAGAGGGUGUGAAAGAGAGGCAGUGAUGCAACCAACCACUACACCCAAGCUCUCUCACCAGUACUGGGAGACACAGAGGGAAAUAAAGCUGCCAGUACCCACCACCCCCCAGUUUCCACACCAGUAUCUUGGGUGUGAGAGGGACGAGAGGCUUCCAGUACCCACCACCCCUCAGUUUUCACACCAGUAUCAUGGGUGUGAGAGCGAGGAAAGGCUUCUAGUACCCACCACCCCCAAGUUUCCACACCAGUAUCGUGGGUGUGAGAGCGAGGACAGGCUUCCAGUACCCACCACCCCCAAGUUUCCACACCAGUAUCGUGGGUGUGAGAGCGAGGAGAGGCUUCCAGGACCCACCACCCCUCAGCUUCCACACCAGUAUCGUGGGUGUGAGAGCGGGGAGAGGCUUCCAGUACCCACCACCCCUCAGCUUCCACACCAGUAUCGUGGGUGUGAGAGCGGGGAGAGGCUUCCAGUACCCACCACCCCCCAGUUCCCGCUCCACUACCAUCGAUAUGAGAGGGAAGCGAAUUUUCCAGCACACACCACGUCGUCCCAGUUGCCACACCAGUACCGGGAGUGCCACGAAGUAGCUGCAAUUAGACAUCUCCAUCAGUGCCAGCCUUCUCCUGGCACUGCCUACCUCCCUACCGCCAGUCCACCAGAGUCUGACUACACCACUGACCAGAGUCCACCAGAGUCUGACUACACCACUGACCAGAGUCUGACUACACCACUGACCAGAGUCCACCAAAGUCUGACCACACCACUGACCAGAGCCCACCAGAAUCUGACUACACCACUGACCAGAGUCCACCAAAGUCUGACCACACCACUGACCAGAGUCCACCAGAGUCUGACUACACCACUGACCAGAGUCCACCAGAGUCUGACCACACCACUGACCAGAGCCCACCAGUCUGACUGCACCACUGACCAGAGUCCACCAGAUUCUGAACACACCACUGACCAGAGUCCACCAGAGUCUGAACACACCACUGACCAGAGUCCACCAGAGUCUGAACACACCCUGACCAGAGUCCACCAAAUCAACAAACUUCAAUACGUGGUCCCCGAGAUCAACAAACUUCAAUACGUGGUCCCCAAGAUCAACAAACUUCAAUACGUGGUCCCCAAGAUCAACAAACUUCAAUACGUGGUCCCCAAAAUCAACAAACUUCAAUACGUAGUUCCCAAAAUCAACAAACUUCAAUACGUGGUCCCCGAGAUCAACAAACUUCAAUACGUGGUCCCCAAAAUCAACAAACUUCAAUACGUGGUCCCCAAGAUCAACAAACUUCAAUACGUAGUUCCCAAGAUCAACAAACUUCAAUACGUGGUCCCCGAGAUCAACAAACUUCAAUACGUGGUCCCCAAAAUCAACAAACUUCAAUACGUGGUCCCCAAGAUCAACAAACUUCAAUACGUUGUCCCCGAGAUCAACAAACUUCAAUACGUGGUCCCCGAGAUCAACAAACUUCAAUACGUGGUCCCCGAGAUCAACAAACUUCAAUACGUGGUCCCCGAGAUCAACAAACUUCAAUACGUGGUCCCCGAGAUCAACAAACUUCAAUACGUAGUUCCCAAAAUCAACAAACUUCAAUACGUGGUCCCCAAGAUCAACAAACUUCAAUACGUGGUCCCCGAGAUCAACAAACUUCAAUACGUGGUCCCCGAGAUCAACAAACUUCAAUACCUUCUGUGUCGUGUGGUCCUGUGUCUGGCGUUCGUGAGUAGCAGAAGUGGUGGAAAGGCACACGAAAGACUUAACAACGAUGCUUCUCUCGUGGAAACUAGUCUUGGAUCGGGUUUACAGGGGGCAACGACUCCCUGGAAUCGUGUACUGGUACACAACUGUAAAGUAAGACCUAUGUCUUACUUUAGUAAUACAACCAGCCACAGACUCACCGGUGACUUCGCUACGGCUCUGGCCUCGCCACCAGAGACUCGACCUUAUCGGCUCUGGCCUCGCCACCAGAGACUCGACCUUAUCGGCUCUGGCCUCGCCACCAGAGACUCGACCUUAUCGGCUCUGGCCUCGCCACCAGAGACUCGACCUUAUCGGCUCUGGCCUCUCCACCAGAGACUCGACCUCAUCGGCUCUGGCCUCGUCACCAGAGACUCGACCUCAUAG